Messenger RNA from Oreochromis niloticus (Nile tilapia), 2243 nucleotides. It is a transcript of the gene trip13, whose product is annotated as thyroid hormone receptor interactor 13. Gene Ontology annotation, molecular function: ATP binding; ATP hydrolysis activity. Gene Ontology annotation, cellular component: chromosome; nucleus. Gene Ontology annotation, biological process: reciprocal meiotic recombination; meiotic recombination checkpoint signaling. NCBI's taxonomy places the organism in Eukaryota, Metazoa, Chordata, Actinopteri, Cichliformes, Cichlidae. The transcript has 14 exons. The coding region runs from base 153 to 1424 and encodes 423 amino acids. The record is from RefSeq and is a predicted model, not a curated record.
CAAAAACUACUGUUGUACUUCCGGUUUAAACAAAUCGCGCGGAAUUCGACUCAUAAAUAUCGGCAGCGCACGGUUAAUAGUAAAAACACACCAGAUGUUUGAUUGAUAAGAAUUACCAGUUUGACGACGCUAAUGUUUUAAGUUCUCCGGUAAUGGAGGAUGACAGGAUGGAGACGGGAAACCUCAUACCAAAAAUCCAUGUGGAAGUUCACGUUAAAUCUGACAGCACAGCUAAACGGUCUGAGGUGAAAAUGCAUGUUCAGAGUUUACUGAACUGUCACAGCAUGGUGUUUGGAAACUACAGAUGGGCAGAGUUUGACGAUGACUUCCUUCAGAAGCAUGUGGCAUCUGUGGUUAUAGCUGAUCUAGAAGAAAUUGUUACACAGCCCCUUGAUUUGAGGAACUGCUGUGUCUCUUUUCACAUCUUCACAUUGAGCGAAGAUGGACCUAGCACGCUCACUUUGGAGGAGGAUGAGGAGCUUUCAGCAGCAAACCACUGGUUGCUGCCUGCAGCUGAAUUUCACGGGAUUUGGGAAAGUCUGGUUUAUGAAACUGGAGUCAAAACUCAGCUCCUGGAUUAUGUCACAACAACAAUUUACUUCUCAGACAAAAACGUUGACAGCAACCUGAUUUCAUGGAAUCGUGUUGUUCUGCUUCAUGGACCUCCAGGCACAGGGAAAACAUCACUGUGCAAAGCUCUUGCCCAGAAACUGUCAAUCAGACUGUCAAGUCGGUAUUUAUAUGGACAAUUUGUUGAGAUAAACAGCCACAGUUUGUUCUCAAAGUGGUUCUCAGAGAGUGGCAAGCUGGUCACAAAGAUGUUUCAAAAGAUCCAACAGCUGAUUGAUGACAAAGACGCUCUUGUGUUUGUUCUGAUUGAUGAGGUGGAGAGUUUGACAGCAGCAAGAAAUGCCUGCCAGGCAGGAACAGAGCCUUCUGAUGCCAUUCGUGUGGUCAACUCUGUCCUCACGCAGCUGGACCAGAUCAAACGACAUUCCAAUGUAGUGAUCCUGACGACCUCCAACGUGACAGAAAAAAUCGACUUGGCCUUUGUAGACAGAGCUGAUAUCAAGCAGUACAUCGGACCGCCAUCUGAAAAAGGCAUUUACAACAUCUACCUCUCCUGCCUGGAGGAGCUGAUGAAGUGCCAGAUCAUCUACCCCCGGCAGCAGCUGUUUACCAUGUUUGAGCUCGAGACUAUGGGCUUUGCAAAGAGUGAGGUGUCCGAACACAGUCUAAACCUGAGGAACAUCGCUAUAAAAAGCAAAGGUUUGAGCGGAAGAGCACUCAGGAAGUUACCAUUUAUAGCCCAUGCACUCUUUGUAAAGACACCAACAGUAACGCUUGAGAGGUUUCUGGAGGCUAUGAGCCAAGCUGUGGAAAAACAGAAGGAGGAAAAAGCUAACUUGGUCAACGGUAUCUGAACUUGCUGAAAUUCCCACAGGCUGACUGAUUGUGACUUGUUUGUGGUUUAAAACCUAUAAAACAUCUUUUUUUUUAUAGAGCUUAAUCAGUUCAUUUGUCAGCACUACAUUCAAUAUAUAUACACACAAAUGCUAUUUUAACAAGUGCUGUAACACAAAAGUGUUUAUUCAGGUAAUUUUGCUGGUGCUACUCUCUUAAAUGACCAAGACCAUAUCUAUGUCGGCAGAGGAAUUGUAAUUUUAAGAUGUAGCCCCCAAUGCUUGAAUUUUUCUUUGUUUUAUAUGCUAUUAACAACUAUGUUUACGCUUUUCUCACUUCCAAAGUAUUUAAUUUUUGUUGCUUUAACCUUAACUGUUUCUUUUUUUUUAUAUUUCACAUUAAGGAAAAGUUUAAUGUUUGUUUUUGUUUUUUUUAAAUCUAAGUUUUUUGUGCAUAGACAUUAGAUCAGUCAGUGUGUGGCUAUGCUGACAUGACAGCUUGUUGAAAAGAAAUGUGAGUCCCACAGUGCACCAACAGACUCACCGGACAACAAAUAAAAAAAUAUAGUAAACAUAUUUCAGUUUGUUAUGAACGGUUAACCUGUGUGUGUUUUUAAGUGUUCUUGUUAAUUGGUCCCACUUAUUUCAUCUGACAAGUUUGUAAGCUCAGCUGGCUGGGUCUCCUACAGAGGGGGUUUAUGCCUGUGCAUGAAUCACUUGAUGUUAAAAUCGUGAGCAGACAUAUUAUAUUCACAUACAAUCUGCUUUGUGCUCCGUUCGCAUGUUUGUUUGUUUGUUUGUUUGUUUUAAAUGAAUGUGAUAAAUCCUCUUUAAACUCUA